AUGCUUACUAGAUAUGGCAUGUGCGUGAAGCCUACUGGCCCAGUGAUUGAUGGAGUGCGGGUUGGUAAAAAUUGUUGAGAUAUAUUUCUUGUUACAAUGUGUUAACGCUGAACGAGAACAGACAUGCAGACAUGAUGGAUCUCUACUAACUUUAUUUUCACGGGAUACUCUACGUAACGUAACGUAACGUAACGUAACCUAACCUAACCUAACCUAUACCUAGCUACAUAUUUACCUGCCUCUUUGUUUCAAGGUGGGUGUUUUCAACAGUUGUAAUGCGACAGACACGUGGAGUUGGACUGCCCAAGGAUCAUUGCAGUACAAAAAGAAAAUGUGUCUUAAGCCUGAAACUGGGUCAAAUCGGCAGAGAGGUAUAAAGCUCGUGCUUGACUCGGUCUGUGAUGAACGACCAAACUUCUUCGAAUUUGUGCCCAGUAAGUAUCUCUCCGUGCUUUAUAUAACUGGACUAUCUCAUGUGAAUUGUCAAAGGGAAAAGUAAAAGGUGAUGGCAAUCUGUAUGCCAUUUACAUGCCAAAGGAAAGUGGUUGUGAGUCACAUACUUUUAAAAUUAACUAACUUUAUAUAUUUUUAAAUAAUAUAUAAACUGUUGUUUGUAGAAAUCCGGUAAGGACCGUUCCUUAUUUGUUCAGUGUUACUACCGAGUACCCGAGAAAACCUGCGCUGUUUGGUAGAGUCAAACCAUGGAUAAUGUUUUUGUGAUUCAUGGUCAAACAGAAGCACUCUUCCCACAUUGGAACUAAGGGAAAUUAAAAUCCAACACCUGCAUAUUGCAGAAAGAAUGUCAACAUGCACCAAACACUGUGCCGCUAAAUCUGUACACUUAGCUUCACUUUCCUGCAGGCUCCCUUAAAUCUAGUCUCUCCAGCUUUUCAGGCUUAACCAACAUCACGUUUCUCAUUUUAGCAUCUGGUUGGUAUUUCUACAUCGAUACCGCGUCACCAGGGCAACCGAACGACACAGCUCGAUUGAUCUCGCCAUCGACAACAGAAGCCAAAUCUUGUCUCCUCUUUUUUUAUCACAUGUACGGCCCUGAAGUGGAUAAACUUCAGGUAUUUCUUUUUGGACCAGGAACUGGUCCCCAAUCGCUGCUAAUUUUGUUGUUAUUGUUGCUGUUACUGUUGUUGUUGUUGUUGUUGUUGUUAUUGUUGUUGUUGCUGUUACUGUUGUUGAUGUUGUUACUGUCGUUGUCGUUGUCGUUGUUGUUGGGGGGACGCUCUUCCAAAAAACCUAAAGCCCAUUUUCCAUUAGGCGAAUUUUUUCGCGCGAACAGUAAAAAAGUAGGAACUGUCUAAAUUUUUGGCGGCGAAUUAUUUCGCUGACCAAUCACAUUGCCAAGAUUUGUUUUUCGCUUCGCGCGAGCAAAUUCGCCUAGUGGAAAAUGGGCUUAAGGCUCCUUCAUUUUGAGUCCAAUCGUCAUAAAAUUUGACACGAUGAUUUUAAACGAUAUUUCUCAUUGAUUGACGGUGUCCGAUUUUUUAUUUUCGAUUUAGGGGCAACGUACAAGCAAUUCUUGUCUGUACGCGUAGGAUUAUGAUAUGCAUAUCACUAAUAUUUACAGACAACAUUCGACAUUGACAAACAUUCGACAACUUAGACGAUUAGCUCAGUGCGGAAAUUCCUGAUGCGUGGGCACAUCACUCAUGGUUACCUAAAAUGUACAUGAAAGCAAGUGGUUAUGAUUUAAUUUUCACAUCGUUGCGACAUUUAUUAAGGAAUCGGGAAAAAAAGUCAGGGUUGUCACGUUGAAGACGUAGUAAAUCUACAGUGCUUUGUUUAGAUAUUAUUUAAAAUUUAGCUUUUGCGUUGGCCUUGUCACAUGUUAAUGACCACGGUCAAAAGCCGUUAAUCACUCAAAUAAUGAGUUCUAAUUCUUUUAUGAAAACUGAUUGCUAUUUUGUGUUCGGAAAAAUGUCUGGCCAAUUUGGCAUUUGAUCAGCAAAACUGUAAUUUGGUCGGGAAAUGUCCGACUGCUAUUUCAGGCUCUUCUAUCGUGAACUGAAACACAUUCAUACACUGAUAAAUAUAUAUGUAUAAUUUCAGGUCUACGUAAAAUCUGGGGGUAAGAUGGAUUCAGUGUGGAGUCGUUCUGGAGACCAGGGUGACAAAUGGUAUCAAGCACAAGUGGCUGUGAACAAUCAAACGGCGUCAUAUCAGGUGAGCAUGUUGAUCAGUGAGCACCAAACAUAACUGAAUCCAAAGACAGCAGAUGGUGGUUAGGUGGGUAUAGAAUUAGAAAUACCUGCUUGUUCAAGUGAUAGAUAUUUUUGAAGUUGAUCUACCGUUAACGGAAACGACAGCACUUUUCCACUUUUCUUGCAGUAUGUAAUCGAAGGUGUACGUGGUAAAGGUAUCUUUGGAAAUAUUGCAAUUGAUGAUAUCUCUGUCAUGGAUUCAUGUCCUCCGAGAGGUAAAUCACGUGUGUACUAAUAGCUAUGUAGGCCAAAGUACCAUCAAUCUUUGACAAAAUAGAGUUGGAAAGCUGUGUUUCUUCGUAGUUCUCCUUCGGUGCCACGUAUAGUUUAUAACGUAGUUUUACCAUUUUAGAAAAUCAACCUAGUAAACAGACUUCGAUAGAUAAUAAUGGUGAGUGAAAAGGUGACAAGUUUCUUUUGUCUUUUCCUCAUGAAUUGUUAAUGAGUUUUUAACAACAUUUACAGUUUCCACUACACCUGCAAUUUCACCAUCUCAAACUAGCUCUGAAGGCAAGUGCGGUUUUUGUCAAAUUAUACCUAAUGAUGUAUUGUACAUAUUAAUGUAUAUAGUUUUUAUGUUGUUGUUUUGUAGUGUACGGUGAAGUUAUGUAUACUGUUUGUGGUCCGGUGUGUUUUGUGUAGUGAAAGGUGGAGGUUGGGGGGGGGGGGAGGCUAAUCGUCCUUGCUUGUAGGAAGCAUGACCAAUGUGGGAGACUCUGGCUGCCCAAGGUGGCCAGGUUAGAAUAAAAGGGUUAACUUUUUGAAAACCAGAGUACCCGGCCCGGAGAAAACCCUCGAAGAACAGCAGAGGAGUAACCACAACUCUACUUUAAAUGACUGAGUUUUCAAACCUUCAACAGCAGGCUAAAAUAACUUUUUUAUACUUUUUAUUCACAUAAUCAAUUUGGAUUCAAUUUACCCUAUACAAUGAAGUAUUAAAACUUAUUUUGUUCAGACAAGGGAACAACGGAUGAUUCUAGCAGAAUCAUUAUCAUAGCGACAACAGUGGGUGCUGGCGUAUUUCUUAGCAUUGUGCUUAUCGUCUUAUUGGUAAAAUACAAACGACGGAAGCGGGCUUCAAAAUUAACAACUCCUGUCAAUAUUCCACUGGAGACGAAUGAAACUUCGCCAGAACCAUUGCCAGUUGAUGAGGUAAUUAAAUGAUUUAUGGUCAUGGUGUUGGUGACACAGUGAAUAAUUAUUACAUAUGGGCUUCUAGGAAGAACCAUUUCGAACUGAUAGCGCUUUCCAAUUAAUAAAAAAAGUUAGUUUAAAUUUCUUUCUGUAGUAACGUAACAUACUGGAUCAAUAAGAGAUAACUCUUACUGGACCUGUAGGAGAAACAGUUUCGAUCUGAAAGAGUUAUCCAAAUUAAAUUUAAAUAUAGUUCUAGUUUAGGUUUCCUCCUGUAAUAACGCUGGAGGAAUAACAGAUGUGCCUUAUUGAACCUCUAGAACUGUUAGAGCUACAGCAUCUAGUAUAAGUAAAGUUAUUUUUUAUGUACUCGAACUUCCGGUUCCUCCAGUGUUUCUAAAGAAACCCCAACUGUUAGAAAUUAGUUGUGAAGAACCUGGGAAGCACGUAUAACGUGAGCCUCUGCCUCGGGUAAAUUGGGCAACCACACCCUGUGUGUAAUCGUCAUUAAAUAAAUCAUAAUCAUUCUUAUCAAAAAACAGGAGGCAGUUUACGAAACUGUCCAGAACGUUGAUCGAGAGUUUUACGAAGACGUCGCCGCAAAUGCAAACGAGUCUGAAGACAUAUCAGCUGAAGGUCAGUGAUAUCACAGAUUAUAGAUAUUAAUAAUAAUGCGGUUCUACUCCAGACCUGCUGUAUUCGAAAAAAUUUUGUCACCCGAUAUAGUAUCUUGUAUGGAAUUAGAUUACGUCAUCAUAUAUUAGUGUCACUGUGCUGUCAAACUAGUGUGAUUCUGUUGUUAGUUAGUCAAAUUAACCACAUUUUAUUAUUGGUUAGUUAUAAUGUGUAGCAUUAGUCACACGACCACAUUAGCUAUGCCGUAAUAUUGUCGUUUUAAAUAAAUGCUAUUAUUAUUAUUAUUAUUAUUAUUUUAUUAUUAUUAUUUUAUUAUUAUUAUUAUUAUUAUUAUUAUUAUUAUUAUUAUUAUUAUUAUUAUUAUUAUUAUUAUUAUUAUUAUUAUUAUUAUUAUUAUUAUUAUUAUUAUUAUUAUUAUUAUUAUUAUUAUUAUUAUUAUUAUUAUUAUUAUUAUUAUUAUUAUUAUACGAUCAUAAGCGUGAAGGAGUUUGUAUAUCUGAUACAGCAUAUUUCUGUAUCAGAUAUACAAACUCCUUCACGCUUAUGAUUUCUUUUGUGUUUUCUUCAUGAAUUAUUAAUGAGUUUCGCAAAUAUUAAUAUCUAGCAUUGGUAUGUAUGUGUUAUAUUUGCUCAUUCUAAGAAGAAAUGUAAAAUAUCUUGGUUGAAAAGAAACCUAUCUUGAUAAUUGUGUUCACUGUAGAACAAAGAUGAAAGUUGAUAAGAGGUAAUGAAGGUUCAAACUCUCACUCGUGUUUUACCGCCAAUUGUCGUCGACUCUCGUGCACUCUCAUCAACUCUCAUCAACUUUGAGCUGGAUCAAAUUUUGAGUAGAGUUCAUCAGAGUUUUUGUUGCGCUUGGUAAUAUCCAGUUAACUCUCAUCAGCGUUCAUCUGGUUCUAAUUUUGAGUAGAGUUCAUGAAAGUUUUUGUUGCGCUUGGUAAUAUCCAGUUAACUCUCAUCAGCGUUCAUCUGGUUCAAAUUUUGUGCAGAGUUCAUGAGAGUUUUUGUUGUGCUUGGUAAUAUCCAGUUAACUCUCAUCAGUGUUCAGUUGGUUCUAAUUUUGAGUAGAUUUCAUGAGGUUUUGGUUGCGCUUGGUAAUAUGCAGUUAACUCUCAUCAGUGUUCAGUUGGUUCUAAUUUUUAGUAGAUUUCAUGAGGUUUUGGUUGCGCUUGGUAAUAUCCAGUUAACUCUCAUCACUGCUGAUCUGGUUCUAAUUUUGAGUAGAGUUCAUGAGAGUUUUUGUUGCGCUUGGUAAUAUGCAGUUAACUCCCAUCAGUGUUCAGCCAGUUCAAAUUUUGAGUAGAGUUCAUGAGAGUUUUUGCUCAAAUUUUGAUGAAAGUUGAUGAGAGUUCUCGCUACGUGCUGUAAUAUCCAGUCAACUCUCAAGCAAUUGUUGUUCUUACCGUGCAGACUCUCACUGGCCAACUCUUAUCAGAUCUCAUUCUGUUUGACCAGGGUUUAUAAUCUUUUGUUUCUAAAGGCAGGACAUCAUAUCACGAAGAGGUUGAAGUACCAUCAAAUGCACACCAGGCUUCUGGACACACUGAACUUAAUAAACGACCAGAUACCUUGAAAAGGGGGGCGACAGGCGAUGGUGAUUAUCAGGCACUUUUAAAGGAGGAUGGUGGAUACGUAAUACCGGCUUCAGAGGAACCACAACACGAAACACCAUGCCAAAAUGAAAACUGUGAAGAGCCCAAAUUAUCGCCAGAAAAUCCUGUUUAUACUGAGCUUGAUGUGAACGGCAGAAAUACAACGGAAGACGGUAGCUAUCAGAAACUAGUAAAGCAAGACUCAGAUUAUGUUAUACCAGCUCAUAAGAGAAGAGAGUCGUACGAAGACAUAUGCGUCAAAAUGGGAAGAAACUUACCAGACUACACGGAGCUGGAUCAAAGCAAACGGGAAACUGAUAAUUACCAAAAGUUGGUGAAAACUGAACUUGUUGAAGGACGCGCACAUGGUGUGCACCACUGCACUUAAAGGGAAAUGGCAAUAAGAAUUAAGUUUGUAUAAUUUGAACGAACUUUUAGAACGAUAUAAUUAUGAAGACCCUUUACAAUUAUUUUCUAUCUUGCUUGGUAUUAGAAAUAUUUUGAUCAGAAACAGUAUUGCGCCAUCUUGCGUUUAUUUUUGACCUAUAAUUAGUGUAGUUUUGGUGACUUUCAAAUUAAUUACAAUAGAUGCAAUGGAAGUGUUGAUAAAAUAUUGCACCAAUUCCUUUCCUCAAGUUGAUCAAUUCAUUUGAUAGCAAAUUGUUCAACUUCCUGUUAUAUUUUAGAUGAGCCAAUUAGAUUGCGUUUCAGAACCGAUUGACCAAUAGCAAACGAUCUCACUGAGGAAAUGAAUUCAUGCAAUAUUUUAUCAACACUUCCAUUGCAUCGACAGUAAUUAACUGUCAGUUUUGGUCACUUUCAAAGUAAUAAAAGAUUGCUGCAGGUUUAUUAUAUAAACUUGUGCGUUUUUGCGCGUGUAGAUUGAACGCAUCUGAUUGGUUAAUCCGCUAAUGGUAGCGAAAGUAAAAUCCGAACCUCAAUUUACGAUCAAUAAUAGAUAUUAGUAUAAAUUUUGCAUAUCAAAUGAGUGUUCUGAAACUUAUUUAAAACUUAUUUAAAACUCCGAAACAUUCACUUCAAACAAAUAGCAAAAACUAUCCCGACUUUUGGGGAAAACCUUGCUGUGGUAUUCUUUAAAAUCCAUUUCAUUUUGUAUGCUAUAGAUUUCCCAAUUUAUACGAUACUAUUUCUUUCGAUAUGUCAUGUUUUCAAUGUGCUGUAUGGCGUUCUGACCGCUGUAUUGUGUUUUCGAAACUUGUAAAGUAAAAAGUGUUAUUAAAACUUUUUUUCGAACGAUAUAGUUUUACAUUUCACUUUACCAAAUUCCUCAGCCAUUUCCUGAAGAAAUUAAUUUUUAAUUCUAUUAAAGUCUGGUGAAAGAGUCAUUCCGUUAUUGUGUUUAUAUUCCAAGCAGAAAUCGAGAAAAACAACUCUGUAAUAAAGCAAUAAAGUCACACAACUACACAAGAAGCCAUUUUGAAAGCGUAUGCGUACAAGAAAAACUGCAAGUCUGCAACACUAUUAAUAGUGCGCCGGCCGAAAACAGUUUCAUUUCUGAAAUUUAAUUGAUAUUCGGAUAUUUUGUUUUAUUCCGAUUAAAAAUUUAUACUAAAACAAUUAUUCGCCCCAGGCUCAGUGAUUACGGUGAAUAUUCACCUCGACUUCGUCCCGGUAAUCACUUCGCCUUCGGCGAGUAAUUGUUAAAUAUUUACAGGAAUAGGGCUAGGAAUUUUCUAGAAACCAUGUGGUUUUAUAUAAGGUUCCUAGGUUAUGAAUUAAAACUGGUUAAUAAAAUAAAUAAGAGAAAAAAGAUAGAGGAAUGUAUAAAUAGUAAUGAAUAUAAGUGAAAUUUAAAAAUAAGUUCUGAAGUGGAAUAAAAUAAGUUUCAAGAAAAAAAUGUAGAACAUAUAGUCAUAAUUUACUGCCAACAUGAUUUUGUUUACUUGAAUCUAAAUAAAAAAGUACUUUUUUGUUGUUUUAUACUUCGAAAGGGGUUGUGUUGAGAUAUUUUUCCACACAGAUCCCAAGUUCUACACAAAAUGAAUAGUUAUAAAUAAAUUUGUACAGCUCUGGAAAUAUUAAUGUGCAGUAGUGACCACAAAAUUGAGCGUCUUGUAGGAAUUUUAAAAAAUUCUUUAAAAUAAAUAAUUAAAUAGAAAAUAAAUUUGUAAUGCAAAAUACAUGACUUUAAAUUCACACGCCCCCCACCCCCCCCCGAGUGAAAAAGCGCCUCUUCUGUACAGCAGUAUAUCAUUUUGCAUAAAAAAUGGCGGCCUUGAAAACGUUAAAAUUACAAAUGAAAAUGCAUUCUUUUUAGCGAUUCUUUUUGAAUUCCAAGCCAGCACGACGCGAGAAAUGGCUUGUUUAAAAGCGAAAGCUAAAGAAAAGUAUCUGCAGUAUAUUUUCAACGAAUACAGGCGAUUUUUAUCGUGGAAAUACUUCGUAAUUAUUGUCAAAUCAAUUCUUGACAACAAAAUUGUUAGUAGUGCUCGAUGUAGCGCUUUCACUUCAUUCACUGCUUUGUAUAAAAUUGUUGAAAGAAAGCUAGAAGGGUAAAGUGUUUUGUAUGAAGGACCUGCUGGUUAGGUCUAAAAAUGUAUAGAAAUUUAUGUUCAAAAAUUCCAGCUGAUCUACAAAAGCCCUACUCUAUAAAUAGUUCUAGAUAUCGAACAGCCAAAAUAUCGAUAUCUAUCCAUAUACCUUCUACUAGCAUAUCACUCUGAAUGUAUCACUCAAUUCCAGCAGUGCCCAUCCCCCCCCCGGGCCAACCCCCCCCCCCCCCUAGGAAAUUAACGAUGCACUUUAUUAACGAGUUUGGGUAAUGGUCGAGUGUCGAGGGUCGAGGGUCAUAGGUCGAGGUUCGAGGGUCAUAGGUCGAGGGUCAUAGGUCGAAAGUCGAGGUUAAGGGUCGAAAGUCGAGGGUCAAAGUCGAGGGUCAAAAGUCGAGGGUCAAAAGUCGAGGGUCGAAAGUCGAAAUUCAAGAGUCGAAAAUGGGAAAUAUUAAUUUUUUAUUACAGGUAAUACAUUUCUAGAAUACUACAUUUUUGGCAUUUGUUGUCAAAAUUUUAAAGGUUCUCCUGAUAACUAACUUCAUUACUGUUAGUCCAGAACAUGCCUUAAGGCAUAAUUAGGUUCCUUUUUGUUUUUUUGAGAAAGUGUAUAAAAUUACUAAAACUAUUCGAGAACGGCUUUUUAUACAACCUGCUCCAGGAUUUUACUUGUGAUAUUUUCUUUUCUUUGACAAGAAAAACUGUGUCGGUUUGUCAGACAGAUUCUCUUCCACAAAGGAAAGGACACUUUCCCAAAAUAAAUUGAUUGCUAAAUUGAGUGAAUUCAAUUAUCAUAAUGACAUUUCUAUUACUGCUCUGUUAACUGUUGUUAAUAUGUUUUGCUAGCAUUUUGUCCCAAUUUGAAUGUUGGGAAAGUGUCCAAACAUCGAUAACCGCCGAUAAACUGGCUGACUGGGUGGUAAAUCGGGUCGGAAUUUAUCGGUUUGGUAAAUUUGAUUUUUGUUGAUCGGCUCAUCCCUAAUAUUGACUCUAUAGUUCAGUUGGUUAGAGUGUUGCACCUUUCGAAAGGGUCUGUAGUUGCAUUUUUUACGAAUUGUUGUUAAAUAUUAUUCCAUGUCGCAUUGCCUUUAUGGGAAAAGUGGGAGCGAGCGUGUUUAUCCACGUUUGAUGUCAUAUGAGAAAGGUCUAUUAAUUAAUUGCAUGGUUGUACUUUAUCUUAGAGUUUAUGAAAUGGACACGAAGCGUUUCACUAAAGAAUUCUCCGAAACAAAGAGAACCGCAAAGGAAUUUACAUUCGAUGCUAUAUAUGUCUGGAAGUAA
Molecule: messenger RNA, 9366 nt
Organism: Paramuricea clavata
Lineage: Eukaryota; Metazoa; Cnidaria; Anthozoa; Malacalcyonacea; Plexauridae
Source: the annotation of a GenBank genome assembly